This is a messenger RNA of Fusarium musae, 1284 nucleotides long. It is a transcript of the gene RMT2, whose product is annotated as Arginine N-methyltransferase 2. Gene Ontology annotation, biological process: peptidyl-arginine methylation. Gene Ontology annotation, molecular function: protein arginine N5-methyltransferase activity. The transcript has 2 exons. Lineage: Eukaryota; Fungi; Ascomycota; Sordariomycetes; Hypocreales; Nectriaceae. Bases 1 to 1284 code for a protein of 427 amino acids. Gene Ontology annotation, cellular component: cytoplasm; nucleus. The record is from RefSeq and is a predicted model, not a curated record.
AUGGCUCCCAAAAUCGAUGAUUCUAUGCCGGCGCGCAUAUCCUCCGAUUGCCCAGACGAGAUUCGGGAAGUCUUGUACCAUGCCUGGGGCCAUGAUAGAAGUGGUCUACAGAGACUGCUAAAAACUACCGGCAAGGCAAAUGCUCAGGACCCCAAGACUGGGGAGACACCCUUACAUGCAGCUAUCCGUGCCUGCGGGCCUGCUUCUGGGGACGAUAAGGACCAGGAAGAGGAUGGCCCCGUCGAAGAGGCUAAAGAGAUAGUUCACGACCUCUUCUUGAGAGGUGCGAUCUGGAACGAUGUCGAUAGCAACAAUGAGACACCAGGGUGCCUUGCCCUUAGGCUUGGCCGCAAGCCUCUAUACAACCUUUGUGUAGAGGCUGGAGUGCGAGCUGAGCUCCUGUUCGCUCUUAUGGGGGAUUAUGAAGCACUAUCAUCUGGUUCAGAUGACGGUGACGAAGAGAUGGAAGCUGAGCAAGAUGGCGAAGAGGCUCCUCAACUGGUAUCCGUUGAAGACACCGCCCCUCAUCCAGAAGAACCCAAGUUCAUUCCUCCCGACGCUCAAGAGAAGCAAGUCACAAGUGAGGAAUAUCUAAAUUCGAAACUUGUGUAUGAUGAUGCCAAGCUCGUCGACUCUGACCUCAACGGUGUCAUGAUGGCAUGGGAGACCGAUAUCAUGCGCCGGUCGGUUGCCGCUCUGAUUCCCGACUCAGCCCCUGGCAAACGUAUCCUGAACAUUGGUUUCGGCAUGGGUAUCGUUGACGGUAUGUUCGCUGAUUUGAAGCCCUCACGCCAUCAUAUCAUCGAGGCACACCCAAGCGUUCUUGAGCACCUCUCCAAGGAUGAAUCCAAGUUUGGCCCUAGUUGGGAGAAGAGCGGCCCUGAAGAGGGCGCCUUUAAGGUGCACAAGGGCAAGUGGCAAGAUAUCGUGCCAAAACUACUGGAAGAUGGUGAGGUUUAUGAUGCCAUUUACUUCGACACCUUUGGCGAAGACUACUCUCAGCUACGUCACUUCUUCUCUGAGUGCAUCAUUGGCAUCAUGGACCAGGAUGGAAAGUUUAGCUUUUUCAAUGGCCUUGGUGCUGACAGAAAGAUCUGUUACGACGUAUACACCAAGGUGGUCGAGAUGCAGUGCGCCGAUGCAGGGCUCGAUGUCGAGUGGGAGGAGAGUGAUGUGGACAUGUCCGGCCUAGAAAAGGCUGGUGAGGGAGAGUGGGAGGGUGUACGGAGACGAUACUGGACCCUAGACAAAUACCGGCUGCCUAUUUGCACAUUUAUGGGCUAG